AUGAGAAAGUUUUUCCAAUUCCUGCUGUUUAUUUUCCUGAUCAGUGAUGUAACAGCAGACAUUCUUAAAGGAUCACCACCGUUUUUUGCUACAAGCAGUUCUUCUUCUAAAUUAUAUGUAAAUGAAUUCGAACACCUUACUCUAGAAUGUAACGCUCAAAACUCUGACCAGAAUGUUUGGUUUAGAAAUAAUGAGGACACUGGUAUACGAACUAAAAUUUUUUUCAAAGAGUCAGUUACAAGGAAUGAUUCUGCAGUUUACAAAUGUUUGGCAUCUAAUGCUAUAGGAUCUGUUUUCUCUAUGGAAACCCCUGUAAUUGUACAAUAUGUGGAGGACUUUGAUACUUCUUCAACCUCAUACUCUGUUUCAUCUUUUGUUGGUGGUUUUAUUCAUCUGAAGCGCCCGAACGUCAUUUCUAGCGAAGAGUUGGACAUCGAAUAUUCUUGGAUAAAAAACGAAGAGAAGAUUAAUCUAGAUAGCUCACAUUAUAUCACAUCCAGAGGGGAUCUUAUUGUUACCGAUGUGAAGAAAAAUGACUUUGGAACUUAUCAGGCUUUGGGUGUGACAAGCAAUUUUGGAGACAUCAUAUCAAAAGACUAUUUAGUAGUGGAUGAAGAACAUAGUGAUCAAAACGUUCCAUUCCGUAUCCUUGCUCCACCAACAGAUCGAACGAUUUUAUUGGGAGAAGAUUUAUUGAAUGAAACAUUCGACUGUGUAACAUCAUUCAGUUCCGACUAUGUUAUCCGUUGGUUCAUAGAUGGCUCGCCUAUUACAUCCAAUACUGUUGGAGUUAAACUGAGUCAUAAUAACCGAAAACUGACAUUUAUAAACUCCAGUGGAUUCUCUUCACUUGGAAAAGGAACUCAUAAUCUCCAGUGCAAGGUUUCCGCUCGAUCUGGUAUAUUAUUUGAAGAUUCGACAGCAGUUUUAAUGAUCAUAGAUCAGCCUGUAAUUGAAGCGAUUCCAUCUGAAAUACAAAAGCCUGUUGGUUCGAGUGUGUCUAUUCGCUGUAAUACUGACAAUCUUAUAUCUAAAAUCAGAUGGUUUUUCAAUGGAAACAAGAUACCUUCAAAAGGGAAAUCACUGACUAUUUCUCCAAUAUCUGGGGAAAAUUAUGGAAUUUAUCAGUGUGAGGCCAGAAAUGAGGCCGGUACGGCACUCUCAACAACUUGGUUAAAAGAAGGCGAAGACUCCACCGAAGGUACUAUCGUGUUUGACCAACCUGGAGAUUCCGAACCUACAGGGUCUGAGCCGGUAAUUGUUGAGGGACCUUCGUCAGCUACUGUUCCAGUAGGUUUGGAUGAAUUCUCGUUCAAAUGCGUGGCUGAAGGCGAUCCUUCACCAAGUUUAGUAUGGAAGUUUGAAGAUAAUGUUAUAUCCAAAGAGAACGAAAAAUACAAGAUUAAAGACAAUCUUAUAGUCAUACAUAACAUUCAAACCUCAGACACUGGUCAGUAUUCCUGUAUAGCCCGAAAUGUUCAUGGAACGAGGUCGAAGAAUGCUUUCCUUUCUGUAUCUAAACUGAACCAAAAACUACUACUCCAUCCACCAACUAAUCAGAGUAUGUUAAUUGGAACAAGUCUAGACAUACCUUGUGAAGUGCAUGGUGAUUACCGAGAAGAUGCUAGCACUACUUGGUUCUUUAAUGAUGAAGUAAUAGAGAACACUGGUAACCCCACACUUCGACUCUCCUUGAAUAAGAGAAAAGGUCUUCAUAUAUCCCAAGUUGGGCCAGAUAGUAUUGGAGAAUACAGAUGUGUUGUAACUCUGGGAUCAAAGUCAGAAAGUGCUUCAAUGUGGUUAGAGAUCAUAGAAAAGCCAAGCAUGCCAAACGGAGUUUCAGCUGUCUUGGUCAAUGACACUCUGCCCGCUAAAAUCCGUGUUGAUUGGGAGGAAGGGUUUGAUGGAAACUCUCCAAUUAUUCGAUAUAUCAUUCAAAUGCAUACGUUGGGUCAAACGGAACUAUGGAGCGAUUGGGAAACAGUUGGAGAAACAGAUCCAGCAGAAAACUGUUGUUCCUUCGUGUUAGAUAAUUUGAAGCCUUCCGUUACUGCUGAAUUUCGAGUGAUAGCUGCCAAUAAGCAUGGUGGUGGCAAACCAUCGUUAUCAUCCGAAAAAGUUACAAUGCCUCAACAACCUCCUGCUGCUGCUCCAAAAAAUGUAGCUGCCCAACCGAGAUCAUCGAACAGUAUAGUUGUACAGUGGCAAAAACCACAAGAAGAACAGUUCAGUGGGGAUAUUCUGGGUUACAUUAUACGCUAUCGCUUGUUCGAUUAUAAAACUCUGCCAUGGACAGAAAAGAAUGUCACCACACCAGACGCACGAAACGCAAUUAUUGAUCAGUUAAUCACUUGGCAGUCUUAUGAGAUUCAGGUGGCUGCGUAUAACGAAAGAGGAUUAGGUGUCUUCAGUAAAAAUAUUCAAGUUUCUACGCUAGAAGGAACACCCACACAAGCACCAAAAAAACUCAAUGUACAAGUAAUAAGUUCUACUUCUGUAGAAAUUUCUUUUCUUUCCCCAGAUCAACAACGUAUUCCAGGAGUUAAUCUUGGUUAUAAGGUUCAACUGUGGAAAGGUGCUCCCGAUGAUAAAGCACCAUAUAAGCAGAUUAUCCUAGACCCUAUAUCCCGUUCUAUGAAAGCCGUUAUCGAGGAACUUGAAAAAUUUGGACAUUAUAAUCUUACGGUUUUAUGCUUCACUCGUGAAGGAGAUGGACCUAAAACUAACCCAGUCCCAGUCAUUACAAAAGAGGACACCCCAGAUCGAGUGUCAUCUUUGACUUUACAUGAUGUUAUGUAUGACGGGGCCACCGUUACCUGGAACCCACCUAUCGAAGCUAACGGAAUAAUCACUCGAUACAUACUUCGCUACUGGAACGAUAUGACUCCAGAAGCUAAAACUUCGAUGGAGCUUAGUGGUGAUCAGCACAGUGCUGUUAUCACUGGUCUUCAACCAACAACCAAGUACUCUGUUGAUAUCUUUGCUUCAACAUCAGUUGGUGAUGGGCCUAGAGAUGAAUCCAAAUUUGAAUCAGGCCGCCCACCAGUUCUACCUGGUCAACCUUCUUCUCUUUUUGUUUCUGAUAUUCAAGCUAAAUCGGUGCAUCUGAGUUUCAUUCCCGGUCAUGACGGCUUUACGGCAAUACGUCAGUGGAUAGUAGAAGCGAAAGUUAUGGACUUUGGAGUUUAUUCGACUAUUUUCAAUAUUAGUGCUCCUAAAGCUAAAUCUUUUGUUGUGAAGGGUUUAAGACCGUACACACAGUAUCAACUGCGUCUUAUAGCAGUAAAUGUCAAAGGGAAAAGUCCUUCAAGUGAGCCUACUAAGAUGUUUGAGACGAAGCAAAUGGAACCAGAGAGUUUAUCAUCUCCCCUUUUCGCUGAGCCUGUCUCGGCUACUACCAUUUCCUUAUCCUGGACACCACUUCUAGCUUCACAAUGGAACGGUCAACCGAAAGGUUAUUUGAUUAUGUACAGAGCUAAAGAUGAAGAAAAUUGGAAAGAGAUAAGGGCUGCAUCUGUUCGUGCCAGUGAUUUCGCGCUGUCUUCUCUUUUGCCUUAUACUGUGUAUGAAAUUGAAUUGUUUGCUGAAAAUAUGGUUGGGCGAAGUUCUUCCACAGGAAUAAUCCAAGCCAAAACCUAUGAAAGUGUUCCCUCGCAGUCACCAGAAAAUAUCCGAGCUGUUAAUGAUGUCCUCCGAACUGUAAUUGUACGAUGGAAUCAAGUACGAGAUGAGAAUAAGAACGGGGAAAUCCUAGGAUAUACUGUUCGAUUGGUACCAGAAUCAGAUUGGUUACGAUCUGAAGAAACGAGAGUUUUCGAUGUGCCCGGAGCUAACAACACCAUGACAAAAAUAGCGGGGUUGAAAGCUUUCACUAAAUAUAAUGUUCACGUGUCAGCCUAUACUAUUGUGGGUAAUGGUAAAGAAAACUCGCAACCACCUAUGUUAUUGACUGAGGAAGACCUUCCUGGGCCUCCGUCAGGUGUUAGCUUUUCAUUUGUUAGUGAAGACCAGGUCCGACUAAAAUGGAUGCCACCUGAGAACCCAAAUGGAAAAAUCAAUGGGUAUGUGGUUUCUCAUUGGAUAACUUCCAAAGGUUCGGCAUCAUCUCAUCGUGUGACCAUAGCAACCUUGGAUAUGUUCGCCGCAACAGAAUUGGAGAAAAAUACACAAUAUUCUUUUUCUUUGGCCGCCAUAAACUCUGUGGGUACCGGACCAGAAGCGCAUGUAGAUGUGUUUACAUCAUCAGUACGACUCCCCGUUCGAGUUCCGCCUAGGCCAGUCCGAGAUGACAUGGCUAAACAAACAUCCACGCAAGUCUCAAUUUCAUGGGAUAGUUCUUCUUCCGCGAAAGGAGAUGAGUUCGAAGAAUCACCUAUUCGUUCUGUACAAAUUGAAUAUCAAAAAGCUAAUGAGGAUGCUUGGAAUCUUUUCACUCGUUCUGUUCCAGGCGAUAAAACAACAAUCACUGUGAACAGAUUAUCGCCUAAUACCGCUUAUCGUUUCCGUAUAAAGUUUACUGGUGAUUUUCAAUCCUCUUCUUGGUCACCUGAAUCAGAUUGGUUCCGAACUUUACCAGCAGCACCGACGGCAGUUCCUCUUAAAAUAAUUGUCGUCCCUUACGACUCGAGCAGCAUAUCUCUACAGUGGGCCACUCCAGAAAAGAAUCAAUGGAAUGCUGACGCUAUAGGGUAUCAUAUAUCUUACAAGGAAUAUCCUUCUAAUGAAAGUUGGCGAAGUGAUGAUCUUCCUGCACAAACGAAUCGUCAAGAUACUGAGCAGUACAUACUUCCAAAGCUCGAAAGUUUCCGUCAUUAUAUUGUUAGAAUGAGUGUAUACAACUCCGAAGGGGACGGUCCUUUCUCGGCCCCCUCGUUCAUUUAUGUCGGAUAUUCAAUUCCCAAGAAAAACGUUACUGGUCUUAUGGGAGAGGCAAAAACCCCCUCUUCCAUCACUUUACACUGGGAUGAAUGGUCUGAUGAUGGCAGUGAUUACAUAAUAGGAUUCAAGGUCCGAUUUGUCUCACUGGACUCAGUUUUGUCAACUAAUCAGGAAGAAGAGUUAGUUGUGGUUGAGAACAACAGUUGCACUUUGAAUGAUUUGAAAAAGUUUUCCGAGUAUCAAAUAUCUGUAUCUCCAUACAAUCGUGCUGGCGAAGGAGGGCGAACGGCAGUCCGUGUUCGAACUCGAGAAGAUAUUCCUGGACCAGUUAACAACCUGCACUUCACUGACGUGUUGUUAAACAGUGCAAAGAUAGUUUGGGAUACACCUGCUCUUCCCAAUGGCUUGAUCACUAAGUAUACUGUUAAUUACAGAUCGGCUCGAGACAAGACCGGAAACAAUAAUGAAGUUCAAUCCGCUACCAAUAAUUUAUCCUUCUUUGCUUCUAAUUUGAAAGAAGGGUCUGAAUAUAUUUUCACGGUAUGGGCUGAAACAGCAGCUGGUCGAGGUACUGAGACUAUUGCUAACAUCACUGUCGGCCCUAAUAUCUCUGGUCCGGCUGCCCCAUCUUCGCCUACUGUAGUACCUGGCCAAUCAUCAGUAACCAUUUCUUGGAAAGAAAUGUCUCAUAGAAAUAUAAUUGGUUAUCUCCUUCAAGCCAAAAGAGUCUCGAAUGCUGUUCUACAUCCUGGAACUUCUCAUCGUAGAAACAAAAGGUCUAUUCAACCACAUACAAUGGGCGAGUGGGUGACACUGAAAGUUAUAGAUAGUGUGAUCAACAAAUAUGAAAUUAGCUAUCGUGAGUUAGAGCCUUCAAGCCAAUAUGUUUUCCGCGUAUUUGCUCGAGAUGAGCGAGGCAUAGGUUACCCAAGCAAGCAAUCGGAUGAACUCGAAGUACCUGCAUCAAUUCCUGAUGAUCCAUUUUACACGUCUUGGUGGUUCAUAGGGCUUAUAGCGAUGUCAACUUUUGUAGUUAUUGUAGUGGUUAUAGCAUUUCUGUGUGUAACAGGGUCUCAAGCUAAAUUUAAAAGAGAAAAACGGAACUCUGUUGACAGUUUGCAGCUUGCUGAUGGUAACUUUAUUAAUUAUCAAAUGAAUGGUCAUCGCGGCAUAAAUAGAAGCAGGAAUGAUUUGAUCACGAGACCUGGAACUACUCAAUCUUGGUUAUCGGACAAAGAUCCUCCGGCCUAUGGAAGCGUUUUAGGAGUGGAUAGAGAGAGCACGGCAAACGGUGGAAGCGUAGUUAACAUGUACGGCUUAGCGACAGAUGUUAUGCCUCAGCCUCCGAACCAGCAAGCGAUGCAAAGAUUAUCUGCUUUGGUUGGGCGAGACAAUCGAGUAGGUGGCAGUGCUUAUGUCACUAAUUCCAUGAGACGUGAAUCUCUUGGAAAUCCUGAAUAUACGUCCAGGGCGGAUCAUAUGUCUCGUAGAAGCGAUUAUGGCUAUAGUAGUCGGAUUGGUUAUGGUGCAACACCCUCACAUCAUCAAAGCGAAUACGAAGAUUCUUUCGAAGAUGAUGAUCCUAGUGCUGAUGAAGCUGAGAAUAAUGAUAUUGCAAGCCAUUAUGGAGAAAUCGAACAAUACAGAGACACUUGGCGUAGAGUGCGGGAUUCCGAUGUUGUCCGAAACAAUCCUGAUGUCAAGGUCCUCCAGCUUUAA
Molecule: messenger RNA, 6597 nt
Organism: Auanema sp. JU1783
Lineage: Eukaryota; Metazoa; Nematoda; Chromadorea; Rhabditida; Rhabditidae
Source: the annotation of a GenBank genome assembly